Symbiodinium sp. CCMP2592 is the source of this 639-nucleotide messenger RNA. NCBI's taxonomy places the organism in Eukaryota, Dinophyceae, Suessiales, Symbiodiniaceae. The record is from the annotation of a GenBank genome assembly.
AUGAGGCUUUUCAACACCAGGCUGCGCUGGCUUGGUGUGCUGGCUUUGUUUGUCGACGCAAACGCGAGCCAGCAUGCAUUGCGACAUUUACGACAUCGCGCUAGCAUUGCUGUGCCAGAGCUGCAGAAAGGCAGGCACGUUGUUGUGAACGGGCUCGUCCACUCGGUAGAGCUCAACGGCCAAGAGGCUGUUGUGGAGGGCUACGAUGCGGCCUCUGCCAGGUACGUGCUCCGCUUGGCGUCAGGUGCGUACCGCAAGGUCAAGCAAGAACAUGUCACUGCCUCUUCGUACUCGAACUCGGGCCAGAAGGGGUCACCUUGUACUAUGGAAGCUGGCGCCGGUUUUGCUGCGGGUUCCCAGGUGCGAUUGCACGACCUCCAUUCGCCCGGAGCGGCGGAGCUCAACAGCGAACUGGGUUUGGUGCGCUGCUUCAGCGCGGCCACCGGGCGCUACACUGUGGAGCUCUCCGAUGGUGCCUCCGGGAGGCGAGGGAGGCCCGAGGAGGAAAGAGAUGUGUCCGUGUGUUUGUCUUUCCUGGAGUCCUGGAGCCGGAGAGGCGCUGAUGGAAAGGGGCCUUCGUCUGUUCGGAGCUUAAGCUUCAGGCGCUUGGGGGACCCUUGCAUGGACCUGGCUCUCUAA